UUGAGUUGUUAACAUACGCAGUGUACUACCACAAGUACAAUUGAUUCAUUGUGCCAAAAUGGAAAAUAUUACGAUCCAUAUUUCUAUACCUAUGGGUUUAACAAGCCUUGAGGAUCAAAUAAGAAACUCGGAAGUAGGGAAGCAUGUGGCAUUUGUUACCAUCAAAACGUUUUCAAAUCCAGCAACACACGAAGCGUAUAGCCCUGAUUUGGAGGACCCUGCCAUAGCAAGGCAGGUGCAGUACCUCUUUGCUGAUACCCCUCUCAUUGCUCGUUAUUGGCGAUCUCUCCCGGCGCUGAAAUGGGUACACACACAGAGAAAUGGAGUCGAUCUCGUUAUAGACAGCCUGAAGAAGAAUGAGGCCCCUCCGUUUAUUCUGACAAAGACGCCGGGCGAUCUGAAUUCUAGUUUUAUCACCGAAUAUGUUCUUGGAUACAUCAUUGCAAUGAACAGGAAGAUAUUUGAGGCUCGGGAGAGUCAAUCCAGAAAGGACUGGCAACAAAGACCUCUUCUGUGUAACCAAAACAUUGCAGAAUGCACCGUUGGAAUUCUUGGCAUUGGAGAAAUUGGAAAACACAUCGCUAAAGCCUGUAAGGUUCUGGGACUGCAUGUCUGGGGAAUGACGAGAACAGAACACGUUGUGAACAACAAAUGUGAAUCCAUCGAUGUCUACAGAACAAGAGACCACUUGCAAGAGGUACUGGAGAACAGUGACUACAUUGUCUGUGUUUUGCCCUCCACACCGUCUACAAGGAAUCUCCUAUCUGGAGGAGUGCUGGAGGCAUGCAAACGAAAGAAUACAGUGCUAAUCAAUGUCGGCAGAGGAGACAUUAUUGACGAAGACAGUAUUGUGCAAGCUAUCAGCAAUGGAUGGCUAGGAGGGGCAGUCCUCGACGUGUUUCCAAUAGAACCACUUCCGGUCAGCAGUCCCUUGUGGGACCUGCCAGGGGUCGUUAUAACACCGCAUACAUCGGGAUGGUCUGCAUCUCCAGAGUUUUUGGCAGGGAUUAUAAAGGUCUACACCGACAACAUACAGAGGUACAUUACCGGACAACCACUAGAAAAUGUACUGGAUUGGCAACAAGGAUACUAACAUUUGAUAAUUAACAAUUACAAACAACAGUGAAGGUCGAAGGGAUGUGAUACACCCACAACUCUAUGUGAUAACACUUUCACAGUCUGAUAUAAGACGAGCAUUGUGCCGAUGAACGGUUAAUGUUUUAGUUUCAAAUAUUAUCACAUACACAUCGAAGGCUUAGUGCAAGAUUGUUGUAAGGCCUUCUAUUUCUAUAUUGAGUUACAUCUCUCUCGCGCUCAACUCGCGGUAUUUACUUGUUUUUCCCCUACUCUUGUUGUGUUCAAGGAUUUAAUCUAUUAGACUAUAUGAGUUCAUAAUUGCUAACCUUUUAUAUGGCUAAAUGUAUGUCUGGGUGUGAUUAAAACAGCCUUGUCAUGA
Mya arenaria is the source of this 1456-nucleotide messenger RNA. RefSeq names its product glycerate dehydrogenase-like. Lineage: Eukaryota; Metazoa; Mollusca; Bivalvia; Myida; Myidae. The record is from RefSeq and is a predicted model, not a curated record. Bases 59 to 1093 code for a protein of 344 amino acids. Gene Ontology annotation, molecular function: NAD binding. The transcript has 10 exons.